Messenger RNA from Nestor notabilis (Kea), 1002 nucleotides. It is a transcript of the gene B3GALT1, whose product is annotated as UDP-Gal:betaGlcNAc beta 1,3-galactosyltransferase, polypeptide 1. The record is from RefSeq and is a predicted model, not a curated record. Gene Ontology annotation, cellular component: membrane. Lineage: Eukaryota; Metazoa; Chordata; Aves; Psittaciformes; Psittacidae. Gene Ontology annotation, molecular function: N-acetyl-beta-D-glucosaminide beta-(1,3)-galactosyltransferase activity. The coding region runs from base 1 to 981 and encodes 326 amino acids. The transcript has a single exon.
AUGGCUUCAAAGGUGUCAUGCUUAUACGUCUUGACGGUAGUUUGUUGGGCAAGCGCUCUCUGGUAUUUAAGUAUAACUCGUCCUACUUCUUCCUACACUGGCCACAGACAGCUCAGUAGCAUAUCCAUAGCCAGAAAAAAUGUUUCCUUUGGCAACAUAAGAACUCGACCUAUAAAUCCACAUUCCUUUGAGUUUCUUAUCAAUGAACCCAACAAAUGUGAGAAGAGCAUCCCUUUCUUGGUCAUUCUUAUCAGCACAACUCACAAAGAGUUUGAUGCAAGGCAAGCCAUUCGAGAAACGUGGGGAGAUGAAAACAACUUUAAAGGUAUCAAAAUCGCCACACUAUUUCUUCUUGGAAAAAAUGCAGAUCCAGUGUUAAAUCAAAUGGUAGAGCAAGAAAGCCAAAUUUUUCACGACAUUAUUGUGGAGGAUUUUAUUGACUCUUACCAUAACCUUACUCUGAAAACAUUGAUGGGGAUGAGGUGGGUAGCAACGUUUUGUUCAAAAGCAAAGUACGUUAUGAAGACAGACAGUGAUAUUUUUGUAAAUAUGGAUAAUCUUAUUUAUAAGCUGCUCAAACCUAACACCAAACCAAGGAGAAGGUAUUUCACUGGUUACGUUAUAAAUGGAGGGCCAAUAAGAGAUGUUCGCAGUAAGUGGUACAUGCCGAGAGAUUUGUAUCCGGACAGCAAUUACCCACCCUUCUGUUCAGGUACAGGCUACAUUUUUUCAGCUGACGUAGCAGAACUGAUUUACAAAACCUCCCUUCAUACCAGACUUCUUCAUCUUGAAGAUGUGUACGUCGGACUCUGUCUUCGGAAGCUGGGCAUUCACCCUUUCCAAAACAGUGGCUUCAAUCACUGGAAAAUGGCCUACAGCUUGUGCAGGUACCGCAGGGUGAUCACAGUGCACCAGAUAACACCAGAAGAAAUGCACAGAAUUUGGAAUGACAUGUCCAGCAAGAAACAUCUUAGAUGCUAAGAUUUUUAUGGAUGUAAAUAC